Molecule: messenger RNA, 3516 nt
Organism: Spirodela intermedia
Lineage: Eukaryota; Viridiplantae; Streptophyta; Magnoliopsida; Alismatales; Araceae
Source: the annotation of a GenBank genome assembly
AUGUCGGACGGAGGAACGGAGCACCAGCACAGACGCACGUUCUUCCCCCGCAACUGUCUCUUCCUAAUCAUAUGCUGGUUCUUAGUUCCAGGUAGCGCAACGAUCUGAUGAUCUAUUUCUCCUGGUUAAGUUCCCCUCUAUCUUCCCUGCCUGUGAUUAAUUCUUCUGGCGUCCAAAUUUGCAGUCCCGGACCUCGUGGUCGGUAUCUCCCUGGAGAGGGAUCAGGAGGUUCUGCUCAGGCUCAGGGAGUACCUCCUGAAGGGAAACCAAUUCAACAGAGGCCCCUAUGCCCUAUGGAAUGCGUCCGAUCCCUCCCCCUGCAACUGGACGGGGAUCAGCUGCCACAACGGACGCGUCACCGAGGUAAAUCUCACGGAAUCCAGCAUCUCCGGAAAAAUCUUCGACGGUUUCUCCGAGCUCACCGAGCUCUCCCGCCUGGACCUCUCCAAAAACACCAUAUGCGGCGCCAUCCCGACCGGUCUGAACCAGUGCCGUCGCCUCAAAUACCUCAACCUUUCCCACAACAUCAUCGAGGGACCGCUGAAUCUCUCCGGGUUGAGCAGAUUGGAGGUGUUGGACGUAACUCUCAAUCGUCUCAACGGCAGCAUCCAGUCGAAUUUCGCCGAAUUCUGCACUAAUCUGGUUGUCUUCAACAUCUCCGUUAACCGCUUCCGCGGCGGGAUAAGGGACCUCUUUGACCGAUGCCCAAGGUUGAAAUUCCUGGAUCUCAGUGCCAACAUGUUCGACGGAGAUAUUUGGCAGGGAUUUUCUAAUCUUCAGGAGUUCUCCAUGUCGGGGAAUAAGAUCACCGGCGAAGUCAUGGCGGACACUUUCCCCUCGAAUUGCAGCCUCAGCUUGCUAGAUUUGUCGCAGAAUAAUCUCUACGGAACCUUCCCCAACAGCAUCUCCAAUUGUAGGAAUCUGACUAAUCUGAACUUGUGGGGGAACGAAUUCGGUGGGAGGAUACCCUCGGGCAUCGGAUCUCUGUCGGAGUUGGAGUACCUGUUCCUCGGCAACAACAACUUCGACCGCCUCAUCCCAGAGCAGCUCCUCAACUGCUCCAAGCUGGCCUCCCUCGACAUCAGCAAGAACAACUUUGGGCCGGAGGUCCAAGACAUCUUCGGGCGCUUCACGCAGGUGAAGUUUCUCAUUCUGCACAGUAAUAACUACAGCCGAGGGAUCGAGUCGUCCGGAAUCCUGAAGCUGAAGAACAUCGUGAGAUUGGACCUCAGCUUCAACAACUUCUCCGGCCAACUGCCGGUCGAGAUUACCCAGAUGCCACAGCUCAAGUUCCUCAUACUGGCGUACAAUAAUUUCUCCGGAGUCAUACCGACAGAUUUCGGGAACAUGACCACCCUCCAAGCGCUGGACCUCUCCCACAACAUGCUGUCCGGUCCGAUCCCCCCGUCCGUCGGGAAGCUGACGUCUCUGCUCUGGCUGACGCUCGCCGACAACUCUCUGUCCGGCCAGAUACCACCGGAGAUCGGUAAUUGCAGGAGCCUACUAUGGCUGAAUCUCGCUAAUAAUCAGCUUUCUGGAGAGAUCCCGCUAUCCAUCGCGGAGAUGGGGAGUUCCCCCAAUGCAACGUUUGAGCUCAACCGGAGGAACAGCCGUUUGUCCGCUAGCUCCGGCGAAUGCCUCGCCAUGAGGCGGUGGCUGCCGGUGGACUAUCCGCCGUUCAGCUUCGUGUACACCCUCAUGAAUAGGAAAAACUGCCGGCGCAUCUGGGACAAUCUGCUGAUGGGGCACGGCAUCAUCCCAAUAUGCCUCAAUCGGUCGUCGCCCUCACGGACUCUGACCAUCUCCGGCUACAUCCAGCUAUCAGGAAACAAAUUCACCGGCGAGAUCCCCGUUCAGAUCGGAAAGAUGACCUGGCUCAGUCUGAUCCAUCUCAACCACAACAGGCUCUCUGGUCGACUGCCGGCCGAGAUCGGAAAACUCCCGCUGGUCGUGCUCAAUGUGUCGACAAACCUCCUCUCGGGACCAAUCCCCCCGACGGUCGGCGACAUAAGGUGCCUGCAGGGCUUGGACCUCUCCCGGAACAACUUCUCCGGCGAAAUUCCUCAGACUUUGAACGGCCUCUCGGAGCUGAACACGUUCAACGUCUCCUUCAACCCACUCCUCGGCGGAGUGAUUCCCACUAUGGGGCAGCUGUCCACGUUCGACGACAACUCCUUCCUCGGCGACCCUCUCAUCAAGCGGCUAAACACGAACCAGUCUUUCCCUCCAACGGGCACCAGUUUGCAGCAGGACAAAGGAGCCGCCGCACUCUCGCGACGGAUGGUGGCGUUCUGGAUCUUCUUCUCUAUAUCCGUCGCCUUCUUCGUCUCGGGAUUCCUGUUUCUCGCCUUCUGCGUCGUCGGCCGCCGGCCCUCGUCCGACGCGGCCCCGCCGGACGAUCCGUUUCUCCGGGAGGGAUCAUCCUCCUCUAAACGUCGGCACGACGUGGAGGCAUCGUCGUCGUCGUCCACGGCGACCUCCGGUAUGUCCUUCGAGGCCGCGAAGGUGAUCCGCCUGGACAAGGCGGCCUCCUUCACCUACCUGGACAUAGUGGCGGCGACCCGCGGCUUCUCCGACGACAUGGUGCUCGGGCGAGGCGGCUUCGGAGUGGUGUACCGGGGGGUGCUCCCCGACGGUCGCCCCGUGGCGGUGAAGAAGCUGCAGCGGCAGGGCCUGGAAGGGGAGCGGGAGUUCCAAGCGGAGAUGGAGGUGCUCUGCCGCGGCGGCGCCGGCGGGUGGCCCCACCCCAACCUGGUGGCGCUCUUCGGGUGGUGCCUGCUCGGAUCCCAGAAGCUGCUGGUCUACGAGUACAUGCAGGGCGGCAGCCUGGAGGACGUGAUCGCCGACUGGGCGCGGCUCGGCUGGGAGAGGCGGCUCGCGGUGGCGGCCGGCGUGGCGAGGGCGCUGGUCUUCCUUCACCACGAGUGCUUCCCCGCGGUGGUUCACCGGGACGUGAAGGCCAGCAACGUGCUGCUCGACGGGGCCGGGCGCGCCAGGGUGACCGACUUCGGCCUGGCCAGGGUGGUCCGCCCCGGGGACAGCCACGUCAGCACGGUGGUGGCGGGCACGGUGGGUUACGUGGCCCCCGAGUACGGGCAUACGUGGCAGGCCACCACGAAGGGGGACGUGUACAGCUUCGGCGUGCUGGCGAUGGAGCUGGCGACUGGGCGGCGAGCCUUGGACGGCGGCGAGGAGUGCCUGGUGGAGUUGGUGCGGCGGGUAAGCCGCGAAGGCCGGCAGGGCGCGGCGGUGGUUGUUCCGGUGAGGUUACCGGGGAUGGACCCCGGUGACGGGUCGCCGACGGAGGGGCUGUGGGCGAUGGGGAAGCUUCUCGGCCUGGGGAUGCGGUGCACCGAUGAGUCCCCUCAGGCGCGGCCCAACAUGAAGCAAGUUCUGGAAGAUCUGCUGGACAUCAUCCAUCCGUCUCCCCCGGGGAAGCCGCCGGAGAUCUCCCUCGCCGUCUCCGGUCGUGACGGCGGUGGCCGGGGCUACGACAUUCUUGCUUGUACAGUUUAA